Molecule: messenger RNA, 2144 nt
Organism: Osmia bicornis bicornis
Lineage: Eukaryota; Metazoa; Arthropoda; Insecta; Hymenoptera; Megachilidae
Product: jerky protein homolog-like
Exons: 3
Coding region: 524-2071 (515 amino acids)
Cellular component (GO): nucleus
Molecular function (GO): DNA binding
Source: RefSeq, a predicted model, not a curated record
AGAAUUCUUGCAUAUAGCGAAUCUGAAGUUGCAAAAUCAGUUGGCAGCCAAAGUAUGUAGUACAGUUAGUGACAAUUGGUCAAUGGAUUGCAAUGGAACCUUACAUAAAAAGGUUUAAGGUUUUGGAUUAUGUUAAACACCCUAAACGUUCAGAAUACGACCAUCUCAUUCUUCAAUUAUACAUAUCGAGUCCGUGAUGCCACUGCAUUCAACGGAGCUGGCUCAAUAAUUCCCUGCCAUGUAAUUCUCUCUGUAGGAACGCCCCCUGCUCACACGCAUUGCUCACCCACACGUGUGCACCCACUCUGUCAGCUACGUAGGCAACGAACGUGUACCUGUGUUGUAUUCAACUGGCACGUACACAAAGGAUUGCAAACAAAGCACGCAUGCCGGUGACGCUCGAUAAUUCCCCGCUACUCGGGGAAAGACCCACCUCCAGAGCCCCGAGCGCAGGAAAUUACCGAACGUCCUCCGUAGUUUCUUUCGAACCUUUGCGGAAAAUACAUCAUCGCGUGCCUCGAAAAUGGGAUCGAACCAGCCGAGCACCAGCGGUACGAGCCCUACGAAACGUAAAGCGUACGCAACUUUGACGUUGCAGCAAAAGCUUGAAGUAGUGAAAGAAAAGGACGCAGGUGUUUCUACGAACGAUAUAGCUGUACGAUACAACGUGGACGAGAGCACAGUGAGAAAAUGGGUUCGAGAUAGGAAAAAAUUAGAAAAGUAUAGCAGUUCGCCGUCGGAAUUCAAACGUAUACGACCGUCCCCCGUGGAGAAGGUGAACGAAGCGCUGACAAUUUGGUUUCAUCGUGAAAGAAGGCUGAAGAAAACAAUUAGCGUUAAUCGAGUGAAAGCGAAAGCGCAAGAAUUUUUCCAACGUUUCGGGGGUAUGGAAACCUUCAAGGCGAGCGACGGAUGGUUUCGUACCUGGAAAAAGAGAAAUGGGAUACGUUUAUUAAAUACAUCCGACGAACAAUUAUCCGUAGACACAGAUGUAGUUGCGAACUUUAAGACUCAAUUACUGCAAUUAGUAGAGGACGAGAAAUUAACAUCCCAUCAAAUAUUUAACGCAAAGGAGACUGAUCUAUAUUUUAAAAUGACGCCGAACGAAAGCUUAGGACUUAAAACGGAAUGCUUGAUUUCGGAUAACAGAAAAAUUAAAGAUAAAAUAAGUGUAAUGGCGUGUUGUAACGCAACGGGUUCGAUGAAAAUGCCGCUGUUAGUAAUCGGUAAAUAUCAAAAACCGCGUUCCUUAAAAAACUUAGCACCGCGUCUGCUGCCCGUGAAUUAUACCAACCAUCCAAAUGCCGUGAUGAACGCGGCUAUUUUUGAAACAUGGUUCAAGGACAAUUUCGUGCCAAAUGUUAGUAAUUUUUUGAGAUCCAAAGGAUUAUCAGAGAAAGCGAUUUUACUCUUCGAUGACACCAAGUUACAUUCGUCGACAAAUCCUUUAAUCAUUGACGGAAUUAAAGCCGUAUUUUUACCUGCAAAUGUUACGUCACUUGUUCAACCGUUGGAUCAAGGCAUUAUCGAGGCAAUCAAGAAUAGAUAUAAAGCAAAAUUGUUAACGUUUAUACUGAACGCUCAAGAACUUGGGGAGAAUUACGAUGAUGCAAUGAAAUCGUUUAAUAUAAAGCAUGCCGUUCAAUUGAUCAGUCAAGCUUGGGACGAGAUAACCGAGAAAAAUAUUUCUAACUGUUGGAAGAAUCUGUUAAACCUGCCUGUUGAUCCGGCAGACAAUUCUGAACAGAUCACGUCCGAAUCCAUUCAUCAAAUUUCUAAACAGAUCCGAAAUCUCGAAAAUAUUGCAUUAGACGAGGUUAAUGAAUGGAUUCAGGCUGAUUCGAAGAAUCUAACCGACGAAGACAUUAUUCAAAUUGUACAGUAUGGCGACAAUGUAAAGAUCGAAAUAGAAAAUGAUGAUCUUACGGACGCUGAAAUUUCUCCAUCGAAAGCACUGGAAGCCGCAGACUGCUUGAUCCUGUUUUGUGAGAAAACUGAAAUCUCAAUAUCCGACAUGAAAGUAUUAAGAAGACUGAGACAACGGAUAGCGAAACUUACGGAAAAUGCUUAACGUGUUUUUCAUAUGAAAUAAUAUGUAUAUUUUGUAAUAUAUAAAGUAAAGUCCUUGAUUAUUUUUAACCUAA